Messenger RNA from Fonsecaea monophora, 945 nucleotides. RefSeq lists its product as hypothetical. NCBI's taxonomy places the organism in Eukaryota, Fungi, Ascomycota, Eurotiomycetes, Chaetothyriales, Herpotrichiellaceae. The record is from RefSeq and is a predicted model, not a curated record. Bases 1 to 945 code for a protein of 314 amino acids. The transcript has a single exon.
AUGACUUAUAAGGUCCUACAUAUGUGGCAUCCCAGCCACAAAGUGCUAGAUUUGGCCGCGGCAGAGAGAUUCUUCAAGGACGUUUUUGGACGUGACAGCGAGCCAGUCGAGAGACACAUACCACCCAAGGAACAAGCUCCCGAGUACCCGCGCGACUAUGCAGUCCUCACCCCGAUCCAGGAGGUACUGUUCGACUCUAUCGACCCCAAGAAGUACGUUGUAGAAGGACGAAAGCCUUACGACGAUGUCACGAAGCCCCAUCUCCAUGGCCUGGGAUGGGUCGUGGAAGGCGCCGAGGAAAUAUACCAGACUUGUCUCAAGCAUGUCAUCCGCAGUACAGAUCAGGUGAAUCGUUUGGGCAGCCCCGAUAAGCCACCUGUCGUCGGCUUUUCAAAGUCUCCUUGCUUUUUCACCCUGCCUGAGGUCACCGGUCUUCGAUACCAGAUCUAUCCGGUCAGCGCGACAGAGGGAGCAGAUCCGCGAGCCGAGCCCGGGUGGAGUGUCCCUCCUCUAUCGGAGAGCGACCCGUUGUCCUUGGAGUUUUGCUCGCACCAUACCGUCCUGACGUGUAAUCCGGAACAAGGCAAAAGGUUCCUAGUGGACAUCCUUCGCGGAAGAAUCAUCCACCAGGGUCGGAACGAGAUUUUGGAAACGGACAGCACGUAUAUUGCUCUGGGGGAUGGAGUGUACGAGCUCGCGGUCCCGACCAGAGACGGGUCUUUUGCCGCAGAAGAGCUCAAACAUCACGAUGUGGCACCCUUUGACUCUUACAUCUCGCUGACGUUCAAGGUGAAGGAUUUAGCAAAGGUAGAGAAGCACCUCGCGGCCAUGAAGAUUCGCACCCUUGUCCGCGACCAGCACACGAUCACGACAGAUCCUGAAGACACUAUUGGGGUGGCUUGGGGUUUCACAGACAAGCUUGUACCGGGGGACCCUAGGACCUAA